This is a messenger RNA of Jaculus jaculus (lesser Egyptian jerboa), 2743 nucleotides long. RefSeq names its product SIM bHLH transcription factor 2 (gene Sim2). The coding region runs from base 430 to 2475 and encodes 681 amino acids. Lineage: Eukaryota; Metazoa; Chordata; Mammalia; Rodentia; Dipodidae. Gene Ontology annotation, biological process: regulation of transcription by RNA polymerase II. The transcript is spliced from 11 exons. Gene Ontology annotation, molecular function: RNA polymerase II transcription regulatory region sequence-specific DNA binding; protein dimerization activity; DNA-binding transcription factor activity, RNA polymerase II-specific. The record is from RefSeq and is a predicted model, not a curated record.
GGUUCUCGCUCGCUCCAUGGCUCCGCCGCCGUCGCCUUCCGAGCGGCCGCGCUCCAGCGGGUGCACACACUCGGUUAAAGACUAAACAGCAUCGCCGCCUCUCUGCCGGUCACAGAAGGAGAAGUCGAGGCUGGGAAGGAAGAUCGAGCAGAAGCCGAGUCGGAAGCAGAGAGCUGGACUGUGGUUGCCACUGGACAGCCCAGCCCCGGAGCGCAGGACGGCGCAGCAGGUUUGCGCCCCGGGCUUCUGGGCUGGUGGCCUGCGGAGAAGUCGGCUUUGGGCUCUGGAUUCCGGCCUGGUCCCUUGUCUCGGUGGGUGAACGAUACCUGGAACACCUUCCCCAUCCCGGCUGCCAGUAGACUCAGCCUGAGCGGGACUCCGGGGACCCUGGAGCGCGGCGAGGUCUAAUAUGCCCUGAGCCGAGGCGCGAUGAAGGAGAAGUCCAAGAAUGCGGCCAAAACCAGGAGGGAGAAGGAAAAUGGAGAGUUUUACGAGCUGGCCAAGCUGCUUCCGCUGCCUUCGGCCAUCACCUCGCAGCUGGACAAAGCAUCCAUCAUCCGGCUCACCACGAGCUACCUGAAGAUGCGCGCAGUCUUUCCGGAAGGUUUAGGAGACGCGUGGGGACAGCCGAGCCGAGCAGGGCCCCUGGACAGCGUCGCCAAGGAGCUGGGAUCGCAUCUGCUGCAGACUUUGGAUGGAUUUGUUUUUGUGGUAGCAUCUGAUGGCAAGAUCAUGUAUAUAUCUGAGACAGCAUCUGUGCAUUUAGGCUUGUCCCAGGUGGAGCUCACAGGCAACAGCAUUUAUGAGUACAUCCAUCCUUCAGACCAUGACGAGAUGACGGCUGUCCUUACGGCCCACCCACCGCUCCACCAUCACCUGCUGCAAGAGUAUGAGAUCGAGCGGUCCUUCUUCCUUCGAAUGAAAUGUGUCUUGGCAAAAAGAAAUGCAGGCUUGACAUGCAGUGGAUACAAGGUCAUCCACUGCAGUGGUUACUUGAAGAUCAGACAGUACAUGCUGGAUAUGUCCCUGUAUGACUCCUGCUACCAGAUUGUGGGGUUGGUGGCCGUGGGCCAGUCUCUGCCACCCAGUGCCAUCACGGAGAUCAAGCUGCACAGUAAUAUGUUCAUGUUCAGGGCCAGCCUCGACCUGAAGCUCAUAUUCCUGGACUCCAGGGUGACUGAGCUCACAGGCUACGAGCCACAGGACCUGAUUGAGAAGACGCUGUACCAUCAUGUGCAUGGCUGUGACACGUUCCACCUGCGCUACGCUCACCAUCUCCUGCUCAUGAAGGGCCAGGUCACCACCAAGUACUACAGGCUGCUAUCCAAGCUGGGCGGCUGGGUGUGGGUGCAGAGCUACGCCACCGUGGUGCACAACAGCCGCUCGUCCCGGCCCCACUGCAUCGUGAGUGUCAAUUAUGUCCUCACGGAUAUCGAAUACAAGGAACUUCAGCUGUCGCUGGACCAGGUAUCCACUUCCAAGUCCCAAGACUCCUGGAGGACCACCUUGUCUACCUCACAAGAAACUAGGAAAAUAGCUAAGCCAAAAAAUACAAAGAUGAAGACAAAGUUGAGAACAAACCCUUAUCCCCCACAGCAAUACAGCUCGUUCCAAAUGGACAAACUGGACUGCAGCCAGCUAGGAAACUGGAGAGCCAGUCCCCCUGCAAAUGCUCCGGCUCCCCCAGAACAGCAGCUCCAUUCAGAAGGCAGUGACCUUUUGUACACGCCACCUUACAGCCUGCCUUUCUCCUACCAUUAUGGACACUUCCCUCUGGACUCUCACGUCUUCAGCAGCAAAAAACCAGUGUUACCGGCCAAGUUCGGGCAGCCCCAAGGAUCCCCGUGUGAGGUAGCACGCUUUUUCCUGAGCACACUGCCAGCUAGCGGGGAAUGCCAAUGGCACUACGCCAACCCCCUAGUGCCUAGCAGCCCAUCGCCAGCUAAAAACCUUCCUGAGCCGCCUGUGAACGCUGCUCGGCACAGCCUUGUGCCAAACUACGAAGCGUCCUCCAGCAGCGCCGCGGCGCGCAGGUUCGGGGAGGACACCGCGCCCCCGCCGAGCUUCCCGAGCUGCGGCCACUACCGCGAGGAGCCGGCGCUGGGUGCCGCCAAGGUGGCCCGUCAGGCCGCCCGGGACGGGGCCAGACUGGCGCUGGCCCGCGGGGCGCCCGAGUGCUGCCAGGCGUCCCCGGGCCCCGAGCCCCCCGGCGCCACCGCGCAGCUGCCCUUCGUGCUGCUCAACUACCACCGCGUGCUGGCGCGGCGCGGGGCGCUGGGGGGCGCUGCGCCCGUCGCCCCCGGCCCGGCCUGCGGCCCCUGCCCGGCUCCCGGCACGCCGGCCUCGGCGUCCUCCGCGCUGCGGCCCCGGCACCCGGGCCCCGCGCCCGGCCCCGCCGCCGCCGCCGCCUCCCCGCCCGGCCGGGGCGCGCCGCACUACCUGGGCGCCUCGGUCAUCAUCACCAACGGCAGGUGACCCGCGGGCGUGUGCCGGGGAGAAGCCGUGGGCCGGUGGCCUUCUCUGGUUCCUAGGUUUGCAAAGUCCAGCCGGUUGAGGGGACGAGCUGUAUAUGCACGAUAUAAAUUAAUUUAUACAGAGACAACUAUUUUAAUAGAACUCCGCAGCCGAACUUGUAGAUUUUUUUUUUUUAAACCGCAGAUGCCAUAAACACCACCUCGGGGGUGGGGCGGGGCGCAUGGAGGACUGGGACGUGGUCUGAUGUUGGGGAUAGGUGACCAAAAAA